AUGGAGUCAGUUCCUAACGUUGCUGCUGGGUUUGAGGAUGUAUCUACUGUUUGGAUGCUUACUCAAGGGCGAGGUGGAAAAGCAAAGCUUUACGUUGCAGUUACAUACAGUCCUGAAAAUGUUGACUCUCGAGGACACUUUCGACCAAUUACAAGAAGAUCCCUCGAAACUGCUAGUUUUUUAGCAGCGACAGACGAUGAUAACUCCAUCUUCAGCGGUUUCCCUAUAUCAGUGGUACAUCUUAAGUACGCUGCAGCAUUUGACCUCGGGGGUUUCACCUACUUCGUUGUCUCCCAAAAAGAGGACUUCGAUAGUUUGGUCUCAAAGAUAAGCAGAGUUUGUCAAGGCGGUCCAAACCUAGACGCUUACACAGAAAUUACCCUACAGUGCAGUGGAUCAGAUGGCAGUGUGUACAGCUUGGUGCAAGCAGCUCACUUUGGACCAGCAGGACCUGAUCUAGCGGCAUCAUUGGGUCUCCAUGCAGACGAGCAGGUGCUGUAUGCUGUGUUUGCCAAGAACCAAGGAGCUCCGGGUACCAGUGAUGUACCCCUGGAUCACUCAGCAUUGUGUGUGUACAGGAUGACGGAUAUCUUGGCUGCCUUCAGAGAAGCAGUGCGGGGAUGUAUUCAGGAUGGGGUGAAUGCGCCAAACAAGAUUAACUAUUUGGAGGGUUCUUUUUGCAAAAGUUUCGGGGUGAGUACAGCAGCGUAUUUAGAAUGA
This is a messenger RNA of Patiria miniata (bat star), 720 nucleotides long. Its product is annotated as plexin-B-like. Gene Ontology annotation, molecular function: protein binding; semaphorin receptor activity. Bases 1 to 720 code for a protein of 239 amino acids. The transcript has a single exon. Gene Ontology annotation, biological process: negative regulation of cell adhesion; semaphorin-plexin signaling pathway involved in axon guidance; positive regulation of axonogenesis. NCBI's taxonomy places the organism in Eukaryota, Metazoa, Echinodermata, Asteroidea, Valvatida, Asterinidae. The record is from RefSeq and is a predicted model, not a curated record. Gene Ontology annotation, cellular component: semaphorin receptor complex.